CCAACACCUACCAGUUGAUCGCCGGCUACACUACACACCAAAGUAACUGGCAUGCCAAUGCGACGGCUGCUGAUGCUGCUGGUGGUGGUCUCUAUGUCCACCUUGAUACUCUCAGCCACAGAAGUCGACGACCAGACUGCUCUUCUCGCCUUCAAGGCCGCGGCGAUCAGCACCAACGACGACCCGCUUGUGUCGUGGAACAGUACCGGCGCCGGUGUGUUCUGCAGCUGGGAGGGGGUGACAUGCGGGGCCAGGCACCGGCGAGUGGUGGCACUGCGUCUGCCCUCCCACGGGCUCACCGGUAUCCUCUCACCGGCUAUCGGCAACCUGUCAUUCCUCAGGACACUUGACUUGAGCAACAACGGGUUUCGCGGCGACAUUCCUGGCAACCUCGGUCGCUUGCGCCGCCUCCAAUACCUUGACCUGAGCAGUAACGCCUUCUCAGAAGCCAAUUUGCUCGGAAAAGGAAGCUUUGGGGAAGUCUAAAAAUGCACUUUUCCACCUGAGGGAAUUAUUGUCGCUGUGAAGGUUUUCAAACUUGAAAAAUCUGGAUCAACUAGAAGUUUCGUGGCUGAAUGCAAGGCAUUGAGAAGUGUGCAUCAUCGUUGUCUCAUGAAGAUCACCACAUGUUGCUCAAGCAUCAAUCACCAAGGUCAAGAGUUCAAGGCAUUGGUUUUUGAGUUCAUGUCAAAUGGUAGCUUGAAUGACUGGCUUCACCCAAAAUUUGACAAGACCACUCCAAGAAAUACACUAAGCCUACAACAAAGGCUAGACAUUGUUUUUGAUAUAAUCGAUGCUUUGGACUAUCUUCAUAAUCAUUGUCAGCCACCGAUUAUUCAUUGUGACCUCAAGCCAAGCAACAUACUUCAUGUAAAUUUUAUGUAACAAAAGUUGUAGAUAUUAUUUCAUAGAAUCCAGAAUAAUUGAGUUUGUAUUUUUCCGAUU
Messenger RNA from Panicum virgatum (switchgrass), 945 nucleotides. RefSeq names its product receptor kinase-like protein Xa21. The record is from RefSeq and is a predicted model, not a curated record. Lineage: Eukaryota; Viridiplantae; Streptophyta; Magnoliopsida; Poales; Poaceae. The transcript has 2 exons. Gene Ontology annotation, molecular function: protein binding. Bases 52 to 486 code for a protein of 144 amino acids.